Carya illinoinensis is the source of this 1083-nucleotide messenger RNA. RefSeq lists its product as uncharacterized. Bases 1 to 1083 code for a protein of 360 amino acids. NCBI's taxonomy places the organism in Eukaryota, Viridiplantae, Streptophyta, Magnoliopsida, Fagales, Juglandaceae. The transcript has 2 exons. The record is from RefSeq and is a predicted model, not a curated record.
AUGCUAGUGGAGCAAAAUCUCAAAAGAGGUGCUAAGCUGCAAGAGCAAAGGAAGAGAGCCGCCCCACAAGGAUCCUCAAGCAUGAAUCAAGGACCAUGGAAGAAAAGAAAUGAGGGAGACAGCUCUAGUCAAAGGCAGAUACUAGGAAGUCCAUCGAAUAACUCCUGUAAGUUUUGUAACCGCGUGCAUGCUGGGGAGUGCAUAAAGGAAGUGGGGUCAUGUUUCCAUUCUGGGAAUGCUGGUCAUUUCAUUAGAGAUUGUCCAUUUCUUUUGGAGGUCAACAAGAGGCCCAACAUACCUCAAAGCUCUAGCUUCUCGAAAAUAGUAGUUCCUCUUACCUCCCUUACCAGGAAGAAUACUAAGUUUGAGUGGACUACAAAGUGUGAAGAAAGCUUCCAAGAAUUGAAGAAGCGAUUGGUGACAGCUCCAGUUUUGACAAUUCCCAAUGAGAGAGGAGGAUUUGUGGUUUAUAAUGACACUUCAAGGUUGGGAUUGGGGUGUGUAUUGAUGCAACAUGGGAAAUUCAUAGCUUACGUUUCAUGGCAGUUGAAGGCAUAUGAAAAAAAUUACCCCACACAUGAUUUGGAAUUAGCAACUAUUGUCUUUACACUUAAGAUUUGGAGACACUACUUAUAUGGCAAAAAGUGUGAGAUCUGUACAGACCACAAGAGUUUGAAGUACUUUUUCACUCAAAGGGAAUUAAAUAUGAGACAGAGGAGAUGGCUUGAAUUGAUUAAGGAUUAUGAUUGCAACAUUAACUACCAUUCAGGUAAAGCUAACGUUGUUGCAGAUGCACUAAGCAGGAAGUCAAUGGGACUAGCGGUGGCAACUCUCACCACUCAACACCAGUUAAUAAUGGACUUAGAAAGAACAGGUAUUGAGAUUGUGACUAGCAAUCAACAAGAAUUUAUGGCUAAUUUAAUGGUUCAAGCAACUUUGAUAGAUAGAAUUAAGGCUGCCCAGAAAGAGGAUUUAGUGUUAGUGAGACUAGUGGAAGAAGUGGGGAAAGGGAAUAAAUCUGAGUUCAGUAUUUCGGAAGAUGGAAUUUUAAGGUUUGGAAGUAGAGUGUGUGCCAAACAAUGA